This is a messenger RNA of Vombatus ursinus (common wombat), 1541 nucleotides long. RefSeq names its product zinc activated ion channel (gene ZACN). Bases 163 to 1347 code for a protein of 394 amino acids. Gene Ontology annotation, cellular component: synapse; membrane; neuron projection. NCBI's taxonomy places the organism in Eukaryota, Metazoa, Chordata, Mammalia, Diprotodontia, Vombatidae. Gene Ontology annotation, biological process: regulation of membrane potential; signal transduction; monoatomic ion transmembrane transport. Gene Ontology annotation, molecular function: neurotransmitter receptor activity; extracellular ligand-gated monoatomic ion channel activity; transmembrane signaling receptor activity. The record is from RefSeq and is a predicted model, not a curated record. The transcript is spliced from 9 exons.
CAGCCUUUCCCCAGUACUGGCUGCCCCAGUAAGAGCUAGAGCGUCUUUGGAGCUAGGGGCAAGGAGAGACCAAAUCGGCGUCAAGACUCCGUCCCCCAGCUCUAGUCCUGCGCAAGGAUCAGGUUAAACGUUUCCCUCUCAUGCCUUUGCAGAGCCUUCCUGAUGGCGAUUCUGCGGCUGCUGCUUGAGCUUUUCCUCCUUGGGUCGGCCUGGAAGCCCCUCGCCUGCCUGGACUCGCUCUUGGCUACUGAUAUCAGUCCUCAGAUCCCAGAUAAUGGCAGUGUGCCCUUGAUCGUUGAUGUGCAAGUGUUUGUGUCCAAUGUCUUCGAUGUGGACAUCUUGCAGUACACAGUGUCAUCCUCGAUGCUACUGAAACUGUCGUGGUUCGAUCCUCACCUCUCCUGGCAUGAGAAUACUGACCCACGGAGCUUCAUCACUUUGCCCUCAGCCUUGCUGUGGACCCCAGACCUCACAAUCCAAGAGGCCCUCUGGGUGGAGUGGAGGGAGCACAACCCACGGGCUCGGGUAAGCAGAGAGGGUUUCGUAGAGCUCUACACUGCGCUCACCACCAAGACUAACUGCGACUUUGAACUUCUCCACUUCCCCAGUGAUAAAAGUGACUGCAGCCUCAGUUUCUAUGCUUUCAGCAACACAGCUCAAGAGUUGAAGUUUCAUCCCCAAGCAGUCAAUGAGAUUGUGGGUGUGAAGCGGGAAUACGUGGUUCGAGGCUUAAAAGCUCAGGUCCCACACCAGCAGCUGGUGCCUUGCUUCCAGGUGACGCUAAGUCUAGAGAACACAGCUGUGAAGACAACAAUGGCCUUGGUAGUGCCAGGGGUGGCAAUACUCCUGGCAGAUAUAUGUGGCAGCCUCCUGCCUCUGAAGGCUACUGAACGUAUCUCUUACAAGGUGACGCUGCUGCUUGGCUACCUCGUCUUCCACUCGUCUCUGGUACAGGCCCUCCCCAGCUCUUCCUCCUGCAGUCCUCUCCUAAUUUCCUACUUUACAUUGCUACUGAUACUACUCUCCGUGAGCACCAUGGAGAGCGUGUUAAUGUCUGCCUUGCUGACUCGAGGCAACUUCAGCCCGAAGAUCAGCCCAAAUCUAGCCCUGAGGGAGGAAGGGUUGGACACGGCAAAUCCAGAGCCCAGAUCUGAAGAGCCCCAGGGGAAAGUUCAGGAGCCAAAGAAGACUUGGGCUGAGGCUAUGGACCACAUCUUCUUGCUGACGUAUGUAGCCAUCAUCGGAUGCAGUCAAAUCAUCUUUGUCAUAGUCUGGGUCUGGUGGGAAUGCAAGUCUGACCCACCUCCCGCUAAGGAUAUUCCCCAUGGAGGAAGGCCUGACAUCUAAAGGGGCAACAUCAGAAACUGGAUUCAAGAUUCUCAAGAACCGAGAGUCCAGACAAAUUGAGCCUGGAUUUCCAAAGCUAAAGUCAAGGCCAUAUGACAAGGUCAUCUCUCUUUAACUCAUUAGUCUGGGGUAUCCCUGAACCCUUCCCUCCGUCAGCAAGCAAAUGACUAGAGAAAUAAACCAUUCUGCUGAGA